Messenger RNA from Cherax quadricarinatus, 5863 nucleotides. The record is from RefSeq and is a predicted model, not a curated record. Lineage: Eukaryota; Metazoa; Arthropoda; Malacostraca; Decapoda; Parastacidae.
UGUGCCAUGUAAACAAACAUGGCGGGCGGGGAGGACACCACAGAGACAAUUCCAGAAGUCGAGGCUGGAGUGCAAGCUAUAAGCGUCUCUCAUGAACCAGACACGACCACUAAUAUGAAUCAAGACGACCCACAAAUAACCCUGCUGGAAAACGGCGUGGAAGUUCACUGGGGGUUCUCCCUGCACGACCUCUACAGGAUCGCUCUUAAGUUCUACAAAGAAAAAGAAGGGAAGGCAGUCCAUUUUGGGUACGCUGAGAAAUGUGCCCUAGUCGGACUGAGUCAGCAAGUGACACACGGCCCCUAUGAUCAAGUGUCUUCACCACCUGUUGGUGUCCUUGAUGUUGUGGGUAAAGACAGAAGAUUAGCAUGGCAGAAUUUAGGAUCCAUGAGUAGAGAAGAAGCCAAGCAGCAAUUUAUAGACAAGUUGAGCGACAUGGUGCCAACUUUCCGUCCCUAUGUUGAGGCUCUAUGGGCAGACAAACUGGAGAAGGAAAGACAAGCGAGAGAAGAAGAAGAGAGGCAGAGGGAAGAAGAAGAAAGAAGAAAAAUAGAAGAGGAAGAACAGCGGAAGGAGGAGGAAGAAAGAAAAAAACAGGAGCAGACGAAGCGACAGAUCCAGGAGGCCCUAAACCAGCAGACGUACGAACAGUUCCGCAAGUAUGCUGAGCAGCAGUUCCCCGGCAAUCCUGAACAACAAGCAGUGUUGAUCAGACAGUUGCAAGAUCAGCAUUAUCAGCAGUACAUGCAGCAAGUCUACCAACAGCAGCUUCUCCUGCAACAACAACAGCAGCAGCAGCACCAGCUGCAGCAACAGCACCAAGACCUAUCUUCAGAAGUAAUGGAAGAAGUAUGCAGGGUUACAGGUAGUGACAAUGAUGGUAAAGGCAGAGUUACAGGUAGUGACAAUGGUGGUAAAGGCAGAGUUACAGGUAGUGACAAUGAUGGUGAAGGCAGAGUUACAAGUAGUGACAUUGAUGGUAAAGGCAGAGUUACAGGUAGUGACAAUGAUGGUAAAUGCAGAGUUACAAGUAGUGACAAUGAUGAUUCGUGCCAAAAUAUUGCUCCAGCUUCCAUGUGGACAAGACGAGAUAUACAAGACUUCAAGGAGUCUAUCAGGCGUGAGGGCGGAGACUCCGUCAUUAAAGUUGGACAUGGAGAGACUGUUACCGUGCGAGUACCCACCCACGAAGACGGUACCUGCCUGUUUUGGGAGUUUGCUACAGACAGUUACGACAUUGGAUUUGGUGUGUACUUCGAGUGGACUAAAGACUCGAGCAAUGUGGUAUCAGUGCACAUUUCUGAGAGUGAGGAUGAAGAGGAGGAAGACUUAGAAGGCGAGGGCGAUGACAUCGAACGACUGGCAGGAAGAAAGCACGAGAGCGGCAGACCAGCACAGUCGGUGAUUAUUCCAGUGUACCGCCGUGACUGUUACGAGGAAGUGUACGCUGGCUCUCACACUUACCCUGGUACGGGAGUUUACCUUCUCAAGUUUGAUAACUCUUAUUCUCUCUGGCGAAGCAAGACACUUUACUAUCGUGUGUACUAUACCAGGUGAGACAGAGAAGCGUAAAGCUAGAAGUACCAAGGUUAUUAAAUCGACACUAUUGGUGUAUUAGUGUAAUAAGUAGCAACCUUUGUCUUUACUGAAAACUUGGAUGGGGCUUGUUGCAUCUUAUGCAAAUGGACAAAUCGUUUAAUUAUUUUUGUAAAUAUAAUAUUUUGCUAAGCAGAAAUUUAACACCAGCAUUAAAAAUAUACAAAACUAGCCGGCUUAUAGUUUGCAAUAUCCAAGUGUUCCACUUACAGUUUCAAGGUCCUUCCAGUGCACAAAGUGUUGCUAAUAUUUCAAUAAAGUGUUUAUAUGUAAAUAAGGGAACAAUUCAGAACAUGUUAUGCGAUUUUUUCAUGUCUUGAUAUAUAGUAAAUUCUCAGUGUAAUGGACGAAAGAAAUAUGGAAUAAAAUCUGCUGGGGUCAACUGACUUAAAAAUAAUGGACGAAGUCCUUUGUUUAUGGCAAAACAAUCACCACAGUUGCCAUUACCCGUCACUUGCUCCUCUAUAUUAAUCCAAUAUGUUAAGGGUUUACAGUACUGAUGUUCCAUAUCAUUUGCUACGAAUGUGUGACAGUGGAUAUAUUCAAAGAAGAAGUCUCCAUUCUGUAUGGUAGUGAGAGAUGAACUUUUGUUAUCUUGCCGUGUAAUACAGAGAUCACCGACAUAUGAACGAGUUGCGGUUGUCCGCACUUAAUGAACGAGGUGCGAAAGAUGUACCAUUGAGAAAAUUGCAGUUAUAAAUAUUUUUUUUUUUUUUUUUUUUUAUUAUCACACCGGCCGAUUCCCACCAAGGCAGGGUGGCCCGAAAAAGAAAAACUUUCACCAUCAUUCACUCCAUCACUGUCUUGCCAAAUAUGUUGUAUUGUAUUAUUUAUUGUAUUAUUUAAUGUAAAAUUAUAGAUUCCAGAUUUUUCUUUUGGUCAACUAUUUAGGAUCUUUAACCGUAGGUUGAUAUGAGGUUCGUGUAUGCACGUUGUUAAUUACAAAAAUAUUUCGUGGAUUCUGGCUUCACAAUCUUUAAAAUUUGUCUCUUGUGUCAAAAUUUUUUUUUGUUGAAGCUGCACUAUGUGUUAAGAAAAAGUGUAUUAGAAAAAGUAAUGACCCCACGUAUGGGGGGUCAUUACCUUUUCUAAUAUGUGCUACUAAACGUUUUGUUGAAUUGGCAAAUUUUGGUUAAAAUAAAAAUUCCUUAACGUGUUUCUGUACUAACUGUGGAAAGUGUUUAUGAGGUAUUUUUAAGUUAAAAAUAUUGAGUAGAAAAUUAAUUUUAUAGCAUUUUUUCAGAUUUCGGUUAUGUAGGUUCUUCAGGAAAUGACAAUUUUUUUUUCAGAGCUGUUUAAAUUAUUGGAAAUGGAAUAUAUGUAAAUAUUACAAUAAGACAGACUAGGUACACAAUGGUUUAAGUUAGCAAAUGGUAAUUUCAGCGAGACUCGACAUGAAAAUCUUUACGUAAUGGAAAACCCACAGUGGAAGGGCCCUUGAUGUAACACUGUGGUGAUCCAUCAUGAAAUGAAUGUUUUUCCCAGCUAAAAAAAAAAAAUCUUUGAAAUUGCCAACCUGGAGUAUUUAACACAGCUGUGGUGGUUACUUUUAUUAGCAACAAUGUUUUGUCCACAUGGCUUUUAUUAGUCAAUGACUAUUGUUAACAAGACACACAUGGCAAAAGGAGACCUAUUGUUAAUACAACAUUUCACCUACACAAGGCUUUUUAUCAAGUAGAGUAAAUGACCAGCAUAAUGGACCUCGAUAUGGACUUUUAAAAUUUUAGUCAAAAUUCACUGGUUAAACAGCACUUAUACUGCAAUAAAUAUUGAUAAAGGAAUUAUAUCUGAAAAUUAUGCAUACAGUACUUUAUUAGGUAUAGAGUACUUUAAUGCACUGUUUUUUACCAUUUUCAACAUCAAUAAAGGACACUCCCUUUCCAUUAGUCUCUUAUAUCAGACUUGUACUGUUCUUGGUAAAGAUAUGUGGAACUUUGUACUAAUAAAUAGAUGUGGAACUUCAUACAGCCUCUCCUCACUUAACGACAGAGUUCCUUUCCUGAGACCACGUUGGUAAACAAAUUCGUUACUAAGUGAGGAUCAUACUAUAAUGGUAAUGGGUUUGUGUCAGUCAUCUUUGAUAUUGUUUUAAUGUCACCUUUGCACCAAUUAUAACAUUUCUGGUAUAUUAUUAAAUAUUUAUUCAUAUAGUCGGACUUGAGUCCUGGAAAUGGGAAGUACAAUGCCUGCACUUUAAAGGAGGGGUUUGGGAUAUUGGCAGUUUGGAGGGAUAUGUUGUGUAUCUUUAUAUGUGUAUGCUUCUAGACUGUUGUAUUCUGAGCACCUCUGCAAAAACAGUGAUAAUGUGCGAGUGUGGUGAAAGUGUUGAAUGAUGAUGAAAGUAUUUUCUUUUUGGGGAUUUUCUUUCUUUUUUGGGUCACCCUGCCUCGGUGGGAGACGGCCGACUUGUUGAAAAAAAAAAAAAAAAAAAAAAAUUUAUACAGUAGUGUACUGUAUAUUGUAAUAAACAGAAUAGAGGAAAUCAGCUCUAAUAUACAUUAUUUAGGCAUGCAUACUGAUCAGAGAACCUGUAGUAAGUCCGAGUCGUCGGUAAACAAGUACGUUGCUAAGUGAGGAGAGGCUGUACUAAUAAAGGGACAUGAAAUGUUGUAAAAAUAAAGUUUUCACCUUUCUGUGCCUUUUACCACUUAUCAGAUAUUCCAGACUCCAACUUCAACUUUAAUAAAAAUUUCCACUGCAUCUAAGUGUUAUUUAUUCCCGUUGACAUAAGUUUUCUUGUAUGAGUGUUUAUAAGCUUUGCUGCUGUAAAUUACUGUAUAAUGCUGGUAGGCUUUUUGCUGUAUAUAUAAACUUCUUCCUGCUUUUCAUAUUUAUGUUUUUAUAUAGAUUACGAGAGGGCCCCUGCAUAUAUACUCUGCCGUUUUUCAGUAUUCCAUGUUUUGGUUGGCUUCAUAUUGAGCCAUUGUUCAUUAUGUAGAUAAAUGGUUCAGACAACCAACAAGUUAAUAAAUUAGACACAUUGGACUGAUCUUCACCAUAGUUUUUUGUAUAGGACUGACAAAGCCACCGUUUUCUCAAUAAAGAUACCCAGGUGUUGCAUGCGUCUAAUUGAUCACAUUGUUCAUUACGUUCUGCCCGCUAGCAAUAAUCACCGGCGGUGCAACAGUGGCUCGGUUGAAAACUAACGGAAAUGUGGAACAUUGAAAAUAGGUGCUGUAUAAGCGAGGCCCUUCUAUAUAUAUAUCUUAUAAGACUGUUAAUGGGAUACAAUCUGGGCCAGAUUAAGGCAUGGGCUUCAGGGCUGCAGCCCAGGGCCCUUCGCUGCUGGAGGGCCUCCAAAGAUAAAGUGAAAAGUGUUCAAAGUUACCACUGUAAGUUUAUAAUUAUAGUAUGUUAUUACAUCACGUGUAGGAUGAACUCUCGAAUGUUGUGAUUUGUUUCUUUUCCUUUUAAAAUAUCACUGGGGGCCUGACAGUACCUGUACCCAGAGGCCUACAAAAUAUUAAUCCAGCUCUGGACACAAUAUGCGGUUUGCUUUAUAGAGAUGUUAUUUUAUUCGCCAGCGACUUGUCAAAUUUGGCGAGAAUGAAGUUCCUGGCGGAUGGAAUGUCUUCUCAGUAAAUUCCUCUGAAUCACAGUGUCUUACUGACAUCCUUGUUGAUGUGUAGUGCUAUCGAUACACACUUAUCACAAGUCUUGGCAAAAUUAAUCAUGCUAUGAUUUCAGUGUGAAGGUAGACUUUUGGACAUCAAUAUUUGUUAAAAAAAAGGUAUUUAUUGGAUUAUGUUUAUGCUGAUCUGAAAAUGCGAUUGUUACAAUGUGAAAUAAAAGAGGAAUGAGGCAAGAAAAAUUAAUAAUCUUGUGUGUUAAUAAUGAUAUUCCUGACAUGUUUAUAAUAAAUAUAUGCAGCCUCUCCUCACUUAGCAACGUUCUCGUUUACUGACUGCUUGGACUUACAACCAGCUCUUCAACCAGUAUGCAAACCUAAAUAAUGUAUAUUAGAGCUGAUUUCCGCUAUUAUGGUUAUUACAGUAUACAGUACACUAUUGUAUAAACAUUUAAAAAUGUACUAAAAAUGGUGCAAAGGUGAUAUUAAAAAAUAUUUAAAGAUGGUUGACACAAACCCUCUACCAGUACAGUAUGCUCCUUGCUGAGCAACCAAUUCGCUUACUGACCUACUCUUAGAACAGAACCCUGUCAUUAAGCGAGGAGAGGCUGUAUAAUUUUUAGCAUAUCGGCCAUCUCCCACCAUGGCAGGUUGACCCCCCCCCCCCCCAAAAAAAAAAAAAAAAAAAAAAAUUAGAAA